AUGCCGUCCGGGUUCAGCAUGAAGCUGAGGAAGCAUAUCCGCACCCAGAGACUGGAAGACGUCCGGCAGGUGGGCAUGGACAGGGUCGUCGACUUCAAGUUCGGCAGCGGGAAAGCGUCCAACCACGUCAUCCUCGAGCUCUACGCGUCAGGUAACAUCAUCCUGACAGACUCCAAGUACGAGAUCCUCGACCUCUUAAGGACGCACAUCUACGAAGGCCAGGGCGGCGGGGCCGGCGGCGGCGGCGGAGACAACGUGAGAGUCGCGGUGAGGCAGAUCUACCCGAUGGAGCUCGCCACCACUCAGGAGGGAACGACAGCGGUACCGCCACCGCCACCUUCUUCGUCCUCGGACGGAGCGGCUGCGGCGGCUUCUUCUUCGUCCGUGGAGGAUUCCGCCGCGAGCGGCGGCCGGGUGGCGGCGCCAGAAGACCAGCAGCGGGAAGAAGAGGCACCGGGAGCGUUCGUCAACGGCACGCCGCUCGAGGUCGGGGUGCGGCGGAUGAGCGAGUGGCUAGAGCGCGCUGCAGCGGCGGCGGCAGCGCCUCCCCCGGUUCUUGCUGCCCCGCUCCCGCCCGCUCCUCCAGUCGGCGCGACGGACGCCGGAGUGGAUAAGCCCGCCGCCGUUGCCGCCGCCGCUGCCGCCGCCGGGACAAACGGCGGAGGUGGUGGCGGGAAGAAGAAGGGCGGCGGCACCAAGAGGCCGAAAAAGGCGACGCUCAAGCAGGCGCUGAUGCAGAAGGGUUCCGGGGUGUCGGUGUACGGGCCCUCGAUCAUCGAGCACUGCGUGCUGGCGGCGGGGCUGAGGCCCAACGCCAAGCUUACACCAGACGGCGGCAGCGGUGGCGUCCAUGGAGCAGCAAUGGCAUGCACGGCAGCAGCAGCAGCAGCAGCGGCCGGUGUGGCUGGGGCUCCUGAGUGUAGUGGGAAAGGCGGCGAGCUGCGUGCGGGUUUGUCCAAGGACGAGGUGCGGGAUCUGGUCGUUGCGCUCGGAGGGGCGGAGGCGAUCGUCCAGCAGCUCGACCGCCCCGGGCAGCGGGGCUACAUCCAGUGCAAACCCCUGCCGGCACCGGCACCGGCGGCACCGGCGGCGGCGGCGGCGGCGACGGCCACACAGGGAGGAGGGCGGGGGGAGGAGGAGGAGGGCGAGAGGAAAGUGAAGCAGGGCGAGACGGAGGAGGAGGAGGGCGGCGACCACGUGGUCUACGAGGAGUUCUUGCCGCAGCUCUUGGCUCAGCACGAGGGCGGCGCGGUGAUCCACUCCUUUGCGUCGUUCGAUCAGGCCGUUGACGCGUUUUUCGGCCGCAUCGUGGAGCAGAAGCUUAAGCAGACGGCGAUGGCGGCCGAAGCGGCGGUGGAGAGGAAGGUGGCGUGGAUCAGGAACGACCAGGAGCGGAGGGUGCUCGCCCUGGAGGAGCGUCAGGAGAAGAUGCUCCGGCACGCGCAGCUCGCCGAAGCCUGGGCGGACGAAGUGGAAAAGGCGCUGAUGGUGGUCCGGAGCGCCCUGGCUAACGGCAUGGACUGGCAGGACCUGGAGGAUCUGGUCAAGGCCGAGACAGCCAACGGCAACCCCAUAGCCUCCCUCAUCCACGAGCUGCGGCUCGAUCGAAACCAGGCGAGCGUCGUUCUGUCCCUCCCUAGUGCUGAGGAUGGCGAGGACGACCAGCUGGUGGAGGUGGACAUCAUGCUCUCGGCCCACGCUAACGCCCGCGUCAUGUACGAGAACAAGAAGCUCGCCAGGGCGAAGGAGCUCAAGACUCUCACGGCUUCGGAGAAAGUUCUCAAGAUCGCCGAGCAGCAGGCGGAGAGGACCCUGCAGCGUCAGGCGCACAAGCGGAGCCUCCAGGUGGCUCGCAAGGUGUACUGGUUCGAGAAGUUCAACUGGUUCAUCUCGUCCGAGAACUACCUCGUCAUCAGCGGCAGGAACGCCCAGCAGAACGAGGUGGUGGUGAAGAAGUACCUGAGGCCCGGAGACAUCUACGUGCACGCCGACCUCCACGGCGCCUCCUCAUGCGUCGUCCGGAACAAGGACCCUUCCGGCAAGAGGGCGGUGUCGCCUUUGGCCCUGGAAGAGGCGGGCUGCAUGACCGUUUGCAGGAGCGGGGCGUGGGGGGCUAAGAUGGUCACGUCGGCGUGGUGGGUCUACGCUGAUCAGGUUAGCAAAACCGCGCCUACGGGAGAGUACCUCGUCACCGGUUCCUUCAUGGUCAGGGGACGCAAGCACUUCCUGCCUCCCCGGGCCCUGGAGAUGGGCUUCGCUCUCCUCUUCAAGCUCGACGACUCCUGCCUGGCGGCGCACGCGGGGGAGCGGCGAGAGAAGCUCACCAACGCCGAGGAGGAGGGGGAGGAGGGGGGGGAGGGUGUUGCCGGCGGGGCAAGGGCAAGGGGUGGAGGCAGCGGUGUCGGCCGACAGGGGGACGAAGGCGGGGAUAGUGAUGGGGCGGGAGGAGAGGUGAAGAACGGCGACAGAAGGGCUGCCCGCUUCGACGCGCCCGUAGGACUCGACGGCAAGCGAGGGGACGGUACGACGGCCGACGACGCUAACGGCGGCGAGAACGACGCGGCCAAACGCAGAGCGGCCGCCCUUGCUGCGUUGGCGGGAGGAAGGAGCACCGGCGGCGGCGGCGGCGGCGGCGGUGGGGGCUCGAAGCUAACUUGGGCGGCAACGUGGGCCCCCCCCGGGGGGCGGGGAGAGCGAGGAGGAGGGGGCGAGGCGGACCAGAGGUUGGUGGCGGCACCUGAAGCCCCCAAGAAGAGAAUGUCGGCAAAGGAACGCAAACAGGCCAAGAAGGGUGGAAGCAAAGUGGGACGAGCAGCAGCAGUAGCAGCAGCAGCAGGAAACGAAGACAACCCCGCCGCGACGACAGCAUUUCGCGAAACCCUCGACGAAGGCGCGGAGGACGAUGUUGAUGCCGGCGGCGGCGGCGGUGGAGCGGGGGGAGGGAGUGCGAAGAAGGACGUUGUUGUUGAUGCGAGCUCCAACAACGCCAACCUAAGAGUGCCACGCGGCAAGCGGAGCAAGCUCAAGCGCAUGAAGAAGAAAUACGCGGAGCAGGAUGACGACGACCGAAAGCUCGCGAUGGAGGCUUUGGGGAAGGCUCCGCCUCAGGACGACGAGGACACCGGAGGCGGCGGUGGUCGCAGGCGGUUCCUGAGACCGGGAGACAGGGCUGAAGCAGCGGCGGCGGAGGCGGCGGCGGCAGCGGCGGCGUCGAAAAAUCUCCGGAAGACGGAGGCUGAGCUAGCGGCGACUCUGGCGGUCCUCGACGCUGACGUUCGAGGCAGGCUGUCGGAGCUCGUUAAGCCCGACGAGCUCGACCCGUUCGAGGUUCGAGCAUUGGGAAAGUUCGACACUGCCGACGCCCUCGACAUUCUCGACCGGUUUGCCGAGGCAGACCUUCGUAAGGUGCGCAACCGGAGCGGCUUCCUGGCCGGGAUCAUGCGGAAGCACGGCUCUGCGUACACGGCUGCGGCCGAAUCCGCCGCCCCUGCCGCCGCGGCAGCGCUACCGCCACCGCCACCAGCAGCAGCAGCAGAACAAGAAGUAUCGGCUACGUCGGUAUCAGCAUCAGCAGGAGAAGCAGCGGAGGCGGCUACCACGGGCGUGUCUCCGCCGGCCCCGCCUACGGAAGACAAACGGGAGGAAGGAAAGAGGCAGGCGGCAGGAGAAGCGUGCCCCGUGGAGAGAGGGGAAGAGGCGCCAGUGGUGGCAGAGGAGAAGGAGGAGGCCGGAGGUGGCGGUGGCGACGGCGACGAGGCAGGCAGUCUUGGUGGCGAGAAAACAACGUGGGCACGCGAGGGAGACGGGGAGCAGCGGGAUGCGUGUAGACCGGAGGAUCAGGAAGCAGGAGGAGAAGAAGAGCCUCUCAGCCGCCGAGAACAGAAGAAGCGAGAGGAGGAGGAGGUCCGGAAGCUCCUGGAAGAGGAGGGGGCCGCCGGCGAAGACUUUGACGGCGGCGGCGAUGGCGGCGGUGCGAGCGAGCUCGACAGGCUCACCGGCAAGCCUCGGGACGAGGACGUCCUCCUGUUUGCCGUCCCCGUCUGCGGGCCGUACAUGAGCUUGCGCGACUACAAGUACAAGGUGAAGCUGACUCCCGGCAAGCAGAAGCGCGGGAAGGCCUCCAAGCAGGCGAUAGAAGUGUUUUCGAGAUCCAGAGACACGCCGGCCUCCCAGAAGGGACUGAUGAAGGGUAUCACGGACAAUGAGUGCGUCGCUGCCAUGAUCGGAGAUGUCAAGGUGGCGGUGGCCGGGCUAGCCCAGGCAACCCAGGCGAAGAAAAAGGCCAACAAGAAGAUCGCGCAGCGUGAUCCCCAGAAGUCUGCCAAGCAACCCAAGGGCAAGGGCGGUAAAGGCAGCAAGGGGAAGAAGUAAAACCCAUAUGGAUGGCUACAACCCUCCCGUGCUAUUUUCGGCAACACGGGUGGUAGUCUACCGGAUGGGUGCAUCUUCGUGCCCUGCACCCUACUCUUGCCGCCCCAUAGGCACCGGGAGGUGUCACGGCCCGCUCUCGGGUGUAAGAGGUAUUGACGAAGUCAGCACGGGGCAUAUAGAAGGCGGGAUGGCGUUGAAAAUAUGUCCUCCGUAGGCCAUUCAUUCCCGGCGCAGGCCAGGGGGAACCUGUAUUUUUGGAGGAUGUACACGCCGGUUGUCGUCGUAUUAGCAGGCCUCGCACCUUUUGUGUUUUUGUGGGUCCUCGCGUUGGUGCUGAAGCGUUCGACCGCGUUGGCACGCUUGCUUUGCGUCCGUGUUGGCGAGUUGGUUCUCGGAUUGAAUGAAUCGCAGAAAAAACUUGCCAUGGUGUGCCGCCUUCAACUUGACCGAAGUGCCCCCAGGUGCUCGGCACGAGCUCUAAUGCAAGAAGCUGUGAAGGG
Molecule: messenger RNA, 4871 nt
Organism: Ectocarpus sp. CCAP 1310/34
Lineage: Eukaryota; Phaeophyceae; Ectocarpales; Ectocarpaceae
Source: the annotation of a GenBank genome assembly